UGAUAGAAUGAUAGGCUCCUUUCGCCAUUCCCUCUUUCUACCUCUCUUCCCAUGGGCAUGGGCCAAAAUAAAGCCUAUAUAUAUCCCUUAGUUCCUUCACUUCUUUGCUCACACUUCCUUUCAUCUUCCUAUCUACCAUUACUCUACUCCUCCUCAUACAAAUAAUACUACCCCACCUCAAAAACCUACAUGGAUUUCAUCACCUCCAUGUUUUACUUAUUUUCUUCCAUUUUCUUCAUCUUUCUCCUUCAUUCCCUCAUCAAGUUCUUCACUUCAAGUCGCCCGAAAUUGCCACUUCCACCCGGUACCUUAGGAUGGCCUUACAUAGGGGAAACCUUUCAACUCUACUCUCAAAACCCAAAUGUAUUCUUUGCCUCAAAAGUAAAAAGGUAUGGCUCUAUCUUCAAGUCCCACAUAUUGGGGUGUCCUUGUGUGAUGAUUUCAAGCCCGGAAGCCGUGAAAUUUGUGUUGGUGACCAGAGCUCAUCUGUUUAAGCCAACAUUCCCAGCAAGUAAAGAGAGGAUGUUGGGGAAAGAAGCUAUCUUCUUUAACCAAGGAGCCUACCAUGCCAAACUUAGAAAGCUUGUUCUCCGCGCCUUCACGCCCGAAGGAAUUAAAAACAAAGUCUCCAACAUCGAAUCCAUUGCCAACGAUUCUCUCCAAUCCUUGGAAGGGCGGUUGGUGAACACCUACCAGGAAAUGAAGACAUACACAUUCAACAUUGCACUGCUUUCCAUAUUUGGAGAGGAUGGAGUUUUGUACCGAGAGGAUCUGAAGCGGUGCUACUACAUUCUUGAGAAGGGUUACAAUUCAAUGCCCAUUAACCUUCCUGGAACACUCUUCAACAAAUCCAUGAAAGCAAGAAAGGAGCUAGCUGAAAUCGUAGCCAAAAUCCUCUUAAGCAGGAGGCAAAUGAAGAAGGACCACAACGACUUGCUGGGAUCUUUCAUGGGUGACAAAGAAGGCCUAACUGACCAACAGAUUGCCGAUAACAUCAUAGGUGUCAUCUUCGCGGCUCGUGACACCACCGCCAGUGUCCUCACCUGGAUCUUCAAGUACCUCAGCGAGAACCCCAGUGUUCUUCAGGCAGUCACUGAAGAGCAAGAGGCCAUUGUGAGGAGUAAAGAGGAAUGUGGUGAGGAGAAAGUUCUCACUUGGGCAGACACCAAGAAGAUGCCAAUAACUUCAAAGGUGAUUCAGGAGACACUUAGAGUUGCCAGUAUUUUAUCUUUUACUUUCAGAGAAGCUGUGGAAGACGUUGAAUAUGAAGGGUAUCUUAUACCAAAGGGGUGGAAAGUUUUGCCACUUUUCAGAAAUAUUCACCACAGCCCAGAGAAUUUCCCAGACCCUGAGAAGUUUGACCCCUCAAGAUUUGAGGUUGCUCCAAAAGCCAAUACUUUUAUUCCAUUUGGCAAUGGGACCCACUCCUGUCCUGGGAAUGAAUUAGCUAAACUUGAAAUAUCGGUCCUUCUCCAUCAUCUGACCACAAAGUACAGGUGGUCUGUGGUGGGUGCACAGAAUGGGAUACAGUAUGGUCCUUUUGCUCUUCCCCAGAAUGGAUUGCCCAUCAGAUUAUUUCUGAAGAAAGAGGCUACACCAACACCAAAAAAGCUAGUCCCAACAGUUUAAGAAGAGGCACUUUCUAAAUAUAGAAAUAAUUGCAUCACCAAUUGGUUUCUACUUUCUCAAGAUAAUUAUUUAUGAUGAUGAAGAAUAAGACCAAAAAGAAAUUAAGUGGAGAGAGAGACACUGUCUUCAUUUUUGGGCCAAGACACCCAGAGGAAGAAAGUUUAAGAUUAUACCAAGAAAAAAAGGUCAAGAACCAAGUGUACAGAAGAGUAGUCUACAUACCAAAAACAUUAUAAAAAAAAAGAUGUGCAAGAAAAUUUUGCUCAUUUUUCUUCUUUCUUCAAGAGACGAGGAGAAAGCUCCUCGGGUAUGGGAUUAAUGUAUUUAAGUAGGUUUAUACAGAUUUAGUAGUGUUCUUGUUAUUGUUAACAAAUAUAAUCUCUGCCGCAAGGUGAAAUGAGAAUUCAAUGAUCAACAUUUUGAUUCCAAUA
Messenger RNA from Quercus robur (English oak), 2060 nucleotides. Its product is annotated as abscisic acid 8'-hydroxylase CYP707A2. NCBI's taxonomy places the organism in Eukaryota, Viridiplantae, Streptophyta, Magnoliopsida, Fagales, Fagaceae. The record is from RefSeq and is a predicted model, not a curated record. Bases 190 to 1629 code for a protein of 479 amino acids. The transcript is spliced from 7 exons. Gene Ontology annotation, biological process: sterol metabolic process; abscisic acid metabolic process. Gene Ontology annotation, molecular function: heme binding; iron ion binding; oxidoreductase activity, acting on paired donors, with incorporation or reduction of molecular oxygen, NAD(P)H as one donor, and incorporation of one atom of oxygen.